Messenger RNA from Musa acuminata AAA Group (dessert banana), 1152 nucleotides. RefSeq names its product elicitor-responsive protein 1-like. Bases 491 to 976 code for a protein of 161 amino acids. The transcript is spliced from 5 exons. NCBI's taxonomy places the organism in Eukaryota, Viridiplantae, Streptophyta, Magnoliopsida, Zingiberales, Musaceae. The record is from RefSeq and is a predicted model, not a curated record.
GGUUCGCUGGUAACGAGUUCGAGCUGUACGACCGGACGGAGGAGAAUCCCACGACGCCGUGGUAUCCGGGUGCUGCAUGAACCAAGAUGCGAGCCCUCGCCUUCGAGUCGUUCGACGAAAUGACCAAGAAGGGAGUUCCGUCGAUGACACGCCAAUCCCGUCCCGAUCGAUUCCUUUCAUCGAGGGAGAAAGUUGUUGGAACGCGACUCUCGGAUUGCUCGUGUGAGUUCUCGACAUGGCUCUCCGUCAUUUGCUAAGAGGUUGGUGGAAUCCCUGGUCAGUGGUUUGAGACAAAGUCAGUCUCCGCAUCCGGUCCACCUACGUCAAGAUCCACCGCAUGUGAAUCUCGAAGCACCAAGAGGGCGUGCAUGAUUGACCUGGAAAAUGGAGGGGACGACUUGUUCAGACUUGGACUGGUCUUAAGAUGCCAUUCCUUCUCUUCCGAUAGUUUCCGAGAGGGGAAAAAGAUCUGAGGAGGAACAAGGCAGAGAUGGCGAAAGGCAUAUUGGAGGUGCAGCUGAUCGAUGCCAAGGGGCUGAAGGACACCGAUCUAAUAGGCAAGAUCGACCCGUACGUGGUGAUUCAAUACAGAGGCCAAGAGCGCAAGAGCAAAACUGCGCGAGAUUCUGGUGGUGCAGGCCAGGGAAGUAAUCCAUCUUGGAACGAGACGUUCAAGUUCUUGGUCAACUCGGCGGCCGCAGGCAAUCAUCAGCAGCACAAGAUCACCAUGAGGGUCAUGGACCAUGAUACGUUCACAGCUGAUGAUUUCCUCGGUGAGAGCACGAUCCAUGUUGGAGACCUGAUUACUCAGGGCAUGGAGAAUGGAACCGGAGAGCUGCGCCCCACCAAGUACAGUGUGGUUCUUUCUGACCGAAGCUAUUGCGGAGAGAUCCGUGUUGGUGUUACUUUUACCGCGAAGAUGGAAGAAGAGAACACAGAAGAGUUUGGUGGAUGGAGCCACAGCUUUCAUGGCUAGGUUGGCUCACUUCUCAUCAUUCAGUCAUUGGAUUGCCGUGUAUCCAUCAAAACCUCAAAAAGCAAUGCUUUUGUUUGUGAUUUUGUAAAGUGUGAUGGUUUUGUGGUCAAUGAGUUGAUGUAAUCUACAUUAAUGUGCUUCGCAUUUCUCUAAACAAGUUUACUACUUUGCCAGUA